AUGGUUGGGGGUAUUGUAAUACCACUGGUUAUUGAAGAUCUUCCUGGUGUAUCGGUUCCACAAGAGCAUAACAGUGUUUCAGAUGAUGCGGUUGCACUUGCACCUGUUGGAUACAAGGUUAAUAAUCGUCUUCGCUUUACUGCACUCUUGAAAGAAUUUCUUAAUCCUAUUAAAGUAUCCGCUGAGGAAUUUUUCUCUGAGUGGAGAUUACUAGCCAGACCUCUGAAACUUCAAGAAGUGGUUAAAGGUGUGAAUUUGAUGGCGUUGGAAGAAAUAACAAAAUUGUUCGAUAGUUUGAGGUUGAUGGUUUGUCCUGGACUGGAUCCAAAUGCAAAUAAUCUAGUUGCAAGCACAGACUUCUACUCCAAGGAUAUAGGAGCCAUGUUAUGCUUGAUAAGAAUUGAAACGGAUCCAACUGACAGAACGCAGCUCCGCAUGACAGUUGCGUCAAGGAAUCCAACACUAACAUUCCAGUUGAAGGAAUUCAUCAAGAAAUAUGUGGUUAGGAUUGAUACAGCCGCCAAGCAACCACCACGACCUCUGCCAACUUCACCAGGAGGACCUUCGAUAGCCUUAGCAGGUGCACCUGUUGGAGACCAGGAUAUUACUGUAAAGCCAAUAAGAGAUAUAGCAGAAGGAUUCUAUGCUUUAUGCCUCAAAGAUAUGGGAGUCCUGUAUGAAGAUCCUUAUAUUCAGAUUGGCAUCAAAGCAGAAUGGCAAAAACACUAUGGCCGCAUUGUACUUUUUUUGGGAAACAAGAAUGCUAGUGCCCCACUUGAAUCGGUACAUGUGGUGAUAUUACCUCCACCCCAUUUGAAGUUGGAGUUUUCAUUAGUACCAGAAACUAUACCUCCACGUGCACAGGUUCAAUGCCCACUUGAAGUGAUAAAUCUCAACCCAAGUUGCGAAGUUGCGGUUCUUGAUUUCUCCUACAAGUUUCAAAAAAAAUUGGUUAUUAAUAGACUUCGCCUUCCUACAGUCUUGAACAAAUUCUUGAAUCCGAUUCAAGUAUCCGUUGAGAAUUUUUUCUCCCAGUGGAGAUCACUGGCUGGACCUUUGAAACUUCAACAAGUGGUUAGGGGUGUGAGACCAAUAUCAUUGGAAGAAAUGGCAAAUUUGUUCAAUAGUUUGAGGUUGAUGGUUUGUCCUGGACUGGAUAUAAGUGCAAAUAAUAUAGUUGCAAGCACAACCUUCUAUUCCCAGAGUACAGGAGCCAUGCUAUGUUUGGUAAGAAUAGAAACGGAUCCAGCUGAUAGAACGCAGAUCCGCAUGACAGUGGCAUCAAAGAAUCCAACACUAACAUUCGAGUUGAAGGAAUUCAUCAAGGAACAUUUAGUUAUGAUUCCUACAGUCACCAAGCAACCACCACAACCUCAGCCAACUAUGCCGCCACAAAUUGUUGAGCUUUAA
This is a messenger RNA of Lactuca virosa, 1410 nucleotides long. The record is from the annotation of a GenBank genome assembly. Lineage: Eukaryota; Viridiplantae; Streptophyta; Magnoliopsida; Asterales; Asteraceae.